UCUCAUCCUGCUUUUUUCCCUAGUGUUUGCUAUUUAUUAUGUAAAUAAACGUUCGAGUGUCACGAGAGAUCGGUGCUUUAGUGCGCGCGUGUAUAAGUCGAAAGAGCGAAAUUGACCACACAGUUCACCAUCCAUCGCGACAAUACGGACACGAACGUGUCCUGCUUUCUUACCGUGUUUGCUGCAUGAGUGUAUAUGCUUGUAUCUUGGUCCUUCUGUUGCUCUCAUCCAGACAAAACAAAACGAAAGGAGAAAAGUUUUAACCUUAUUCUGCCUUUUUUUCGCUCUCCUAUUUUCGCCUGAUCGCGUGCUUGGACAGUUCACAACAGUUGAAAUGAGUGGUUAUAACGAGCCGCGAAUAGCCGAUAUCCUCGAGAACGAAGACGACGACAACAGCGUCUCGACGACGACGUCGACACGUCAAAUGAACACUGAUAGGAAUCAAUUUCAGGUUCAAAUUGUAGUAACUCCUUCGAGAGGCCGAGACGGAGGAGCCGAGAUUAAAGUAUGCGGGCCAAAUGGUAGCAUCGGGGGUGGAAACAGUCCCCAAGUGUCAAGAGGAAGAUCAGCCUCCCGACGUCUGCCGCCCAUCCAUAAUUCUCAAGAGAGCCAGUGGAUUUCGCGCAGGACUCGCACUCCAUCACCCGCAAUCCAUGGACGUCAGGAUAGGUAUUACCUGGAACCCAGAUAUGGAAGACAUCACAGGAACAGGAACGACAGGUCUCCGAUAACGACUACGAAAUAUGACGUUGGUAGUUGCGCCGCCGGCUACAACAACCAGUUGAGUCCGAACAUGUCCCCCAUGCAGCAACUCACAGGCGAUGGCGUUACGCAAUUCCUGCGCUCGAAUCCAGAUUUCCUGGACAGGUUCGUGAUGGAGGAGAUAGAGCUUGAGCAGCUGGAACGAUGGAUCAUACGCAGAUCGCAGAAGAUGAAAAAGAAACACGAGCAGAAGAACGACAGGAAGAUUAGCCUGUCCAAGUGGAAGUUCUGCGUACACGCGGACAAAAGGAAGAUGCUACAGGAUCUGACCACGAGCUUAGAGAAACAGCCGACCAAAGAUGAGGUUCUUUGGGAAUUGGCCAGCUGCAUUAGUUCGGCGGUGGACGCCGAUGGAUUUCAGUUGAUACUGAUCGAAAACGCGGAUCUAAGUAGGACGUCGAUUUUCAAAGGAAACAUAAAGACCAGUUUGAAAGCCUCGAAAGCCGUCAUUGCAUACGUGAUCGAUAAGCUUGAAUCCGUUCGCGUUUCCUACCAUCAAAUGGAUAGUAGAUUUCCCAACGGCUCUUUUAAAGAUGGAGAAGAGUACCAUGUAAUGUGCCAACCGGUGGUGUCCAAUGGGAAAUUAGCCGCUAUUUUAGAGCUGUGGAAGAUCAAAGGCAAACAACCGUUUCACGAGGAGGACGAGGAAAUAGGCAUGAGUUAUCUUGUUUGGGGUGGGAUUGCCCUGCACUAUGCAGAUUUAUACUUCAGCAUGAACCAGCAGAAAAAACUUAAUGAUUUUCUACUCGACGUAGUGAAAUCAAUUUUCCAGGAUAUGAUUAGCAUCGAUAAAUUGGUGAAAAAGAUUAUGAAUUUCGCUCAAAAGCUCGUAGAUGCGGAUAGGGCUUCACUGUUUUUGGUAGAUACGAAGAAUAACCAAUUGUAUGCAACAAUCUUUGACGUUGGAUUAGACGAGGAGGAAAGAGUAGAAGCCACUUCCAAGGAAAUUAGAUUCCCUCUCGGAAUCGGUAUAGCUGGUAUUGUGGCUACAACUGGAGAGAUUUUAAACAUUUCUGACGCUUAUUCCGAUGUCAGAUUUAAUAGAUCCAUUGAUCAAUUGACCGGCUACAAAACAGAUACAAUAUUAUGCAUGCCCAUCUACAUACAAGGAAGAAUCAUUGGAGUCGUGCAAAUGGUGAAUAAGCACACCGGAAUGUUUACGAAGGAGGAUCAAGAUGCCUUUGAAAUGUUCGCCAUCUAUUGUGGACUCGCUUUACAUCACGCCCAACUCUACGAUCAAAUCAAGAAAUCGGAACAGAAAUACCGCGUGGCUUUGGAAGUACUCAGUUACCAUAAUACCUGCAAUGAGGAAGAGUUUAAAGAGGCCUUGGGGAAUGGAAUCCCAGAAAAGAUAAUAGGAGUAGACGACUACUACUUUAAUCCAUUUGGUUUAAAAGACAACGAGAAGGCCAAACACGCAAUAUAUAUGUUUAUAGACCUCUUUGGUCUUACCAGAUUUGAUAAAAACAGCCUGAUUCGCUUCACGUUGACCGUUAGGAAAAACUAUAGAAGAGUUCCAUACCACAACUGGACGCACGGGUUUUCCGUGGCGAAUUCCAUGUACACGAUCAUAAAGCAUUCAAAUAAUAUAUUUAGUUUAAAUGAGAGCUUAGCUUUAUAUAUUGGAGCGCUAUGCCAUGAUUUGGAUCAUCGCGGUAAAACAAAUAAGUUCAUGCUGGAUACCGCUUCUCCACUGGCCAACAUUUACUCGACUUCAACCAUGGAACACCAUCAUUUUAACCAGACUGUGACCAUAUUGCAGCAGGAAGGACACAACAUCUUCAGCAAACUAUCGAGUACAGAGUACAAGGAAGUUCUCGAUCUGCUGAAGCACUGCAUCUUGGCAACUGAUCUAGCACUCUUCUUCAACAACAAAGACCGUUUAUCGAAAAUCUUAUCGGAGGACAAUUUCUCGUGGCACAACCAGGACCACAGGCUGCUCAUUCAAGCUAUCGCGAUGACCGGAAGCGAUUUAUCCGCGAGUGCCAAACCCUGGGAAGUCCAAGUAAAGACCGUCGACAUUAUAUUCCAAGAGUUUUACGAUCAGGGCGACGAAGAGAAGAAAAACGGUCGAACACCGUUACCGAUGAUGGACAGAAAUCAAACUAACCACCAGCCUGCUUCUCAGGUCGGUUUCCUAACAGGAAUUUGUUCGCCUUGCUACACCCUCCUCCAUCAAUUGAUUCCCGAAACUAAGUCUCUGUUGGAUAUGUGUCACGAAAAUCUGAGGCGAUGGAAGGAUAUUGACGAUAACAUCAAGGAAAAGAGGGAAGCGCGAUGAAGUCAUUCCGAAAGGGAUUCUUUGCAUCUAGUCAGUUCUUUUACUUUUGCAAUAUUGGCCGCACUGCUCUCGAGGGUUGUCUUUGGAAAACAACAAAGGCAGGUAUAAUCCCCAGGCCUCAGUUAGUGCCAAGACUUGUUUGUGUAAAUACGUUUUGUGUCCUUCCCAAUACUGGCAUUAAAAAAUGGACUGUUGCCGAGGUUUGAAAGUUUUUUUUUAUAUUAUUUUCUUUUCUAGUUAGUAAAGUAUUUGUAUUUAAAUAAUAUAUGCCAGUUUUUAUUUUUAAACAA
Messenger RNA from Nicrophorus vespilloides, 3333 nucleotides. Its product is annotated as probable 3',5'-cyclic phosphodiesterase pde-5. NCBI's taxonomy places the organism in Eukaryota, Metazoa, Arthropoda, Insecta, Coleoptera, Silphidae. Gene Ontology annotation, molecular function: protein binding; 3',5'-cGMP-stimulated cyclic-nucleotide phosphodiesterase activity. The record is from RefSeq and is a predicted model, not a curated record. The coding region runs from base 335 to 3043 and encodes 902 amino acids. The transcript has 10 exons. Gene Ontology annotation, biological process: negative regulation of receptor guanylyl cyclase signaling pathway; signal transduction.